Messenger RNA from Papaver somniferum (opium poppy), 1803 nucleotides. Its product is annotated as probable 3-deoxy-D-manno-octulosonic acid transferase, mitochondrial. The transcript is spliced from 12 exons. Bases 124 to 1542 code for a protein of 472 amino acids. Gene Ontology annotation, biological process: lipid A biosynthetic process. The record is from RefSeq and is a predicted model, not a curated record. Lineage: Eukaryota; Viridiplantae; Streptophyta; Magnoliopsida; Ranunculales; Papaveraceae. Gene Ontology annotation, cellular component: plasma membrane. Gene Ontology annotation, molecular function: transferase activity.
UUUAAGCUGGCUCAAAAAUCAUUCCUAUUCCAACCUGCACUACGGUCAUACCGAUUUCCUGCAACAAAACCUCGAAUCUGUUUUCAGAAAGAAGGAAACCAGGAAAUGUAUAGGAAAUGAAAAAUGAUGAUAGACAAAGGGAAAGUAAUUUACAUGGCGUACAGAGCUGUAAGUUACAGUUUAUCUCCAUUUAUUUACAUUCAUCUUCAAUGGCGGAGGUUUAGAGGUCUUGAACAUCCUAUUAGAUGGCGUGAACGAUUAGGCCAUCCUUCAAUUAAUCGUCCUCCUGGUCCUUUUCUCUGGUUUCACGCUGUCUCAUUAGGUGAAGGAUUAGCUGCAAUUCCAGUGAUUAGACGUUGUAUUCAACAAAAGCCCAAUCUUACAAUUUUGAUGACAACCACUACUACUUCUGCUUUUGAAGUCAUUAAGGAUAGGUUACCGAAUGAUGUCUUGUAUCAGUAUGCUCCCCUUGAUACUCCUUCUGCAAUGGAUGAUUUCCUUGACUAUUGGAACCCUGUCGCAGUCAUGCUGAUGGAAAGUGAACUAUGGCCAAAUCUUGUUUUUGGUGCUACAAAAAAAGGAAUUACUAUGGCAUUGUUAAAUGCUCGGAUGUCUUCCAAAUCCUUCCACCGUUGGUCUACACCAAUAGUGUUUCCGUUGAUUUCAUCGAUGCUCUCGAAGUUUUCUUUGAUUGCUCCACUGAGCAAUGUAGAGGCAAUCCGCUAUCAGCUGUUGCAGGCUCCACCUUUCAUUAUUAACUUUGCUGGUGACUUGAAAUAUGCUGUUAAUAAUGUUGAUAUUUCAAUGCAAGACAAUACAUGCUUAGAAGAUCUACAAUUACGGCUCGGCAAUAGGCCUGUUUGGAUGGCUUCUUCUAUACACAAGGGUGAAGAUGAAGUCGUGGUAGGGGUUCACAGAGCAUUAAUGCAAGUGUACCCUAAUGUGAUUACCAUUAUUGUUCCACGCCAUCCUCAGCUAGGACAACAGAUGGCCCUAGAACUCCGGAAGGAUGGGUUCAAUGUUGUGCUAAGGUCUUGUAAGGAAAAGAUUUUACCCAGCACAAAUUUCUACAUAGUGGACACAUUAGGUUCGUUUACCUACGUAUUUGUGCAUCUGGGUUUCAACCUACUGCUUUCUCUUAAAUUUAGGGCUCACUGCCUUGAUUUUCCAAUUUGGGGUGAACUAAGAAGCUUGUAUAGGAUCAUUCCAGUAGCUGUAAUUGGAGGUUCUUUCUUGCCUGGUUUAGCUGGUCAUAACGUAUCCGAGGCAGCUGCAGCUGGGUGUGCUGUCUUGACUGGCCGUUAUGUUGGUCACUUCUCUCGUAUGAUCCUGGAAAUGCAACAAAUAAAUCCUUUAUCGGUAAUGCAGACGGACCUGUUGAAAAAGCUUCUUGAGCUAUUUAGUAACGCCAAUACUUUAGAGACUCAUCGUAUGGCUGCAAAACAAGCAUUUCAUGCUCUUUCAAACGGGGUUGUCUCAAAUAUCUGGAAUCUCCUUAAUAUUCAUGUUAUACAAAAGGCACUUCCUCCAGAAAUUAAGUAAUCCACGAUCAUUAAAUAUUCUAGGAAAUUUACUAAUAGUACUAGAUUCGGAGUUGUUGUGUGUUAGUAUUACCUCCUCCUUCCCCCUAUUUUUUUCCAGAAGUUGCAAGGUUACAAUUACAUGGUGCUGGUAACCAAUGUAGCUUUUAAAAAUGUAAAAAGUUUAAAGUGAACUUGUUGCGUUCCAGAGAGACGCAGUACAAUUAUCCUUUCACCAAAAGAACAAAGAAAAAGAAAAAAGAUAGCUGCACUUUUUGUUUUA